Salvia miltiorrhiza (redroot sage) is the source of this 2625-nucleotide messenger RNA. RefSeq lists its product as uncharacterized. Gene Ontology annotation, molecular function: protein binding. Gene Ontology annotation, biological process: cell surface receptor signaling pathway. NCBI's taxonomy places the organism in Eukaryota, Viridiplantae, Streptophyta, Magnoliopsida, Lamiales, Lamiaceae. The record is from RefSeq and is a predicted model, not a curated record. The transcript has a single exon. The coding region runs from base 468 to 2435 and encodes 655 amino acids.
AUGCAAUAGCUUGUUGCUUAUAAAUCGACGUUACUAGAUAUAGGAGUUGAAAUAGGAUUAGUCGAGCAUGGGCAAUUGGUUGAUAGGUUUGCUACCAAUAUAUAUAAAUGGAAGUAGUAAUUAAUUACUGAUAUGGGGAAAUUGUAGUGUUUGGGAGUUUAAAGGUCGAUGAAGCAUCAUCGUCCCUAUUAAUAAGGUUGUAACAGUCGCUCCUUUUUUCUGGUUUUAAUGCAAAACAAAAAAACCACCACACAAACAGACAACAAUUACGUUUCACCACUCCCAUCUCCCCAUCUCCACCACCGUCGUCACAGCCGCCUCAGCCUCAGCCUCAGCCUUCUCUCUCAUCCACAUGCACAAUCGCUGCUAAACCCCUAUUAUCAAACAAAAUUAUGGAAACGAGGAGAGAUAGAUCUUGAAUGGUGUGAAGACAUUGUUAAUCGUUUCAUAAUCGGUCCGCUGUGAUCAUGGCGGACAUAGUGAAGCAGAUCCUCGCGAAGCCGAUCCAAUAUGCGGACGAGGUGAUCAAGCUUGCGGAUCAGGCAAGUUUCAUGAAGGCGGAAUGCGGGGAGAUCAAGGUCAGGACGGAGAAGCUCGCCGGCCUCCUCCGCCAGGCCGCGCGAGCCAGCGGCGACCUCUACGAGCGCCCCACGCGCCGGAUCAUCGACGACACCGAGCAGGUCCUCGACAAGGCCCUCACCCUCGUCUUCAAGUGCCGCUCCAACGGCCUCCGCCGCAUCUUCACCAUCACCCCCGCCGCCGCCUUCAAGAAGGUCCAGCAGCAGCUCGACAACUCCAUCGGCGACGUCUCCUGGCUCCUCCGCGUCUCCGCCCCCGCUGACGACCGCGACGACGAGUACCUCGGCCUGCCCCCCAUCGCCGCUAACGAGCCCAUCCUCUGCCUCAUCUGGGAGCAGAUCGCCAUCCUCUGCUCCGGCGGCUUGGAGGAGCGCGCCGACGCCGCCGCCUCCCUCGUGUCCCUCGCCCGCGACAACGACCGCUAUGGCAGCCUGAUUAUCGAGGAGGGUGGCGUGCCGCCGCUGCUGAAGCUGCUCAAGGAAGGGCGGAUGGAAGGGCAGGAAAACGCGGCGAGGGCGAUCGGAUUGCUCGGGAGGGAUCCGGAGAGUGUGGAGCACAUCGUCAACGCCGGCGUCUGCCAGGUGGUGGCGAAAAUCCUCAAGGAAGGGCACAUGAAGGUGCAGAUUGUGGUGGCGUGGGCGCUGUCGGAGCUCGCCGCCAACCACCGCAAAUGCCAGGAUCCCUUCGCGCAGCACAACGUCAUCCGCCUCCUCGUCAGCCACCUCGCCUUCGAAACCAUCCCCGAACACAGUAAAUACGCCAUAGCCAGCAAGCACUCCAUGAGCUCCAUCCACUCCAUUGUUAUGGCGAAUUCAACCCCAAAAAGCAGCGACGAAGGUGAAGAGAAGCACACCAGCGUUGCCAAUCACCCCAUGGACAACCAAAUGCCUAGCCAAAUGCACAACAUCGUCACCAACACCUUGGCGAUGAAAUCCACCAUGUUGCCUAACAAAGGCGCCGCCGGCUCCCCGAGCCACUCCGACGCCGGCGAAAAAAGCGGCAAAGUUAGUAAGCAGCAGAACCAGUUCAUCAACCACCACCACAAGCACAAGACCCAUGGAUUGCCGGGGAGCAGCAUCAAGCGCAGGGAAUUCGAAGAUCCCGCUACUAAAGCAGAGAUGAAAGCCAUGGCAGCCAGAGCCCUACGCUACCUCUGCGCAGGAAACGUCGCCGUAUGCCGAAGCAUAACAGAGUCACGUGCUCUGUUAUGCCUCGCCGUGCUACUAGAAAAGGGGGAAGACGAAGUGAAAUACAAUUCCGCCAUGGCGUUGAUGGAGAUCACGGCCGUGGCGGAGCAGGAUUCAGAUCUGAGGCGAUCGGCGUUCAAGCCGACCGCCCCCGUGGCGAAAGCAGUGGUAGAUCAGUUCCUCCGAAUCGUGGAGAAAGCCGAUUGCGAGCUCCUGAUCCCCAGCAUUAGGUCAAUUGGAAACCUAGCGAGAACGUUCCGAGCGACGGAGACUAGAUUCAUACCGCCAUUGGUGAAUCUGCUGGACGAUCGAGAGCCGGAGGUGAGCUGCGAGGCGGCGCUGGCGUUGAACAAGUUCGCGUGCCCGGAAAACUUCCUCCACGACACGCACUGCAAAUCGAUCAUCAGUGGCGGAGGGCACAAGCACCUGAUCCCGCUGAUCUACUUCGGGGAGCAGAUGGUGCAGAUCCCGUCCUUCAUAUUGCUGUGCUAUCUGGCGAUGCACGUGCCGGAUAGCGAGACGCUGGCGCAGGAAGAUGUGUUGAUCGCGCUAGAGUGGUCGACGAAGCAGCCGCAUCUGAUGCAGGACGACGCCAUUGUUACGCUGGUUUAUGAGGCGAAGAAGAGAUUCGAGCUCUAUCAAUCCAGAGUGUCCAAACAGUACCACUGAAUUUGUGUUGUGUUGUGUAUAUAAUUGUAGUUUGUUGGAGGAAUGGAUUGCAGAGGAUCACGUCUUUGCAUUGCAAUGUCUUCUGCUUUUAUACUUUGCCAACACCACCCACCUGUAACUGUAAAAUUAAAAUCGGGUAGGAUGUCCACCCAAAUUGUGGGCUUUUUUGGGUUGGGCCCCAGACUCGUUA